CUGCUCUUUGAGACUGGAAUGAAUUGACCUACGGGUCCUCAAUCAUCGAUUAAUGAGAAAUUUACAAGGUGAACCAGCUUGCCCCGCCUUCGAAAAUAGUUUUGAGUGAAUUAACCGGCGGCAAAGUCCUUUUGUUCUCCAUUCCCGCUGAACACCUUCUGCCUUCUGGCUCCUUGCUCAUUGUAGGAGUAAACAAGAUCAAAUUAAAGCGUGAAGCAACUCUAUCGUAUCGAAAUGAAUCGGCAAUCUCUCUUCCACUUACUUACCCAUCUGCCCUCUUCUUCUUGGUAUUGUAUUGUUGUAGGUAGUCCCAAUAAAUCGACCAUUAUCUCAAGCCAAGUGCGAGCAUUCAAGAUCCCGCUUGGACAAGGAUAUUUCCCUUGCUUCCUAGUUCUCCUCCUUCCUUCUUUUCUUUACAACCUUUAUUUUUUCAUGAUGCGUCUUUUCAAGUGUGUUUCGGACGAGUACUCGAUCCUAUAAUCGCUCGUUGAUGUUGCCUCUCCAUAUUCAAUUUCGCAAUAAACGAUAACUGGUAUUUAAGACUUGUGAUCUAUCGCGGAUAAGAGUAAGAGGCUCGCGUCUCAUUUUGAAUGAAUCUUCAUACCCUGCCUGGUAAACGUCCAGAACUCGCGAGGGGCAAGCCAGACGAAAAGGGGGCGAACUUUAAAAUUGAACGUCCGAUAAAAGUUUUGAACAAAAAGCAGCUGUUUCCGGUCGCCCUCCUCGCUCGCUUUUCACGAGACUGCUCCCUCCCUCCCUCCUUCUUUUACAAAGCCCAAUCUCUCGCUCCUCUUGAGGAUUGAAGCCGGGGAGCGCACGCCUUGUUUGGAGAGCUUGGCAAAGGAAAUCGUCGAAAGAUCAGUUCCCCGUGACAGUUCAAGUGGGACGGACGUGAGUCAUUACUUCGGAUAAUUGUCUAAAUACAAGUGAGAGUGAGUGUCCAAUUAGCUUGUUCACGAUGAUGUCCCCGUCGUACUCAUUGCCUUGGUCAUGUGCCAAUCAAGAGGAUUCGGCUUUCCAUGAGCCCGAAUACUCGAACGAGUAUUCCAAUCCGGAAUCCUAUCAUUCAUACAACCAUGGAUCCGAGUCAUGUCAAAGCUCACCAUGUCCGGAUUACGAGGAGGUUGACCCACAAUUCUUGAAGAAGACCAAAGGACUGGUGUACAAUUUGGCAUCAGAGGGCAUCUUUCAGUGCCAGAAGAACAAGGACGGCACAGGGAUCAACUUGGACAAUGAUCCCAUUACCAAAGAAAAAAUCAUGCAAUCCAUGAUCUACUGCAUUCACAAGGACGAGGGCUGCAAGUGGAGCGGUCAGCUCAGCAAGCUCAAGGGUCAUUUGAACACCUGCCAGAAGGAUGCAGUGGCGUGCUUGAACCAAUGUGGUGCCAAGAUCGCCCGAAUGAUGAUGGAGGACCACAUGUUGUACACCUGUACCAAACGCCUCGUUCCCUGUCAGUACUGUCGCAAGGACUUCACGGGAGCCACCAUCGAUGACCAUCAGACCCAAUGUGGAUUUGAACCCGUGCACUGUGAGAACAAGUGCGGUCAGAAGAUCCAGCGCAAUCGCCUCAAAGCCCACCAAGUGAACACCUGUUCCAAACGCCUAGUCACAUGCCAGUAUUGCACCCGAAGCUUCACGGCCGACACGCUCCAGAGCCAUCACAAGAAAUGCCACUUGUUCCCCGUACCUUGUCCGAAUCGGUGCCACGUGGGAACCCUGUCCAGAGAGGACAUCGAACCCCAUCUGGCUCAAGAGUGUGAAGCUAUUGUACUCCAGGCGUGCCAGUUCCGAGAGGCUGGCUGCAAUUUCCGUGGCUCGCGCUCCACUUUGGACCAACAUUACCACGAGUCCACCCAAGUUCACCUGGAUCUCAUGUGCAGCCUGGUUCACAAGCAGCAAGCCCACAUCAGCCAGCUCACCACCCAAUUGGAACGUGCUCACACCAACUACAACGGUGUCCUGCUUUGGAAGAUCAAGGACCUCCGUGCCAAGUUGGAUGAGGCCAAAUCGAGUGAGGGUCUUGAGCUCGUAUCCAUGCCUUUCUACACAUCGCAAUGCGGAUACAAGCUGCAAGCAUCACUAUUCCUCAACGGCAAUGGCGGUGGAGAGGCCUCUCACAUGUCCGUGUACAUAAAGAUCCUCCCCGGAGAGUUCGACUCCAUUCUCAAGUGGCCUUUCAAGCACACCGUGAGUUUCUCGUUACUCGACCAGAACGAGGAUCGCAAGCAGGCGUGCAACAUCGUAGAAUCCUUCAUUCCCGACCCCAGUUGGCCCAACUUUCAACGUCCCAGUCGCCAACCGGAUCAGCUUGGCUUCGGGUUCCCCAAAUUCGUGCCCCACGACAUGAUGGAAUCUCGGGAUUACAUCAAGGACGACUCUCUGUAUAUCAAGAUCAGAGUGGACCCGAGCCGGAAUGUGGCAGUCUAACCUUCAGCACUGCCGCUUGCUGCCCCAAAGAUCCUAGUCUGUUUUCUAUUUAAAUCUCAUCUCAACCAUGUAUAUCAGAUCUCCCUAGCAAAUACACCAAAUAUUACAGUCCACGUCA
This is a messenger RNA of Tigriopus californicus, 2546 nucleotides long. It is a transcript of the gene Traf4, whose product is annotated as TNF receptor-associated factor 4-like. The transcript is spliced from 2 exons. The coding region runs from base 959 to 2428 and encodes 489 amino acids. Gene Ontology annotation, molecular function: zinc ion binding; protein binding. Gene Ontology annotation, cellular component: plasma membrane signaling receptor complex. Gene Ontology annotation, biological process: regulation of apoptotic process; positive regulation of JNK cascade; tumor necrosis factor-mediated signaling pathway. Lineage: Eukaryota; Metazoa; Arthropoda; Copepoda; Harpacticoida; Harpacticidae. The record is from RefSeq and is a predicted model, not a curated record.